This is a messenger RNA of Nylanderia fulva, 2784 nucleotides long. Lineage: Eukaryota; Metazoa; Arthropoda; Insecta; Hymenoptera; Formicidae. The record is from RefSeq and is a predicted model, not a curated record.
UAACAAUUUGACAAUUUUAAAAUGAAUAAUAGAAAUAAUAUCAAAAGCGUGCGCCAAGCGCGCUCUUGUGUCGUCUAGUGAUUUAAAAAAGACAUCAAUACUAUAUUUAAGUUCUCUAUUUGUGUUUUGCUUACAGUGUGCUUUACAGAUUCAAAAUUAAUAUUUCUUUUCUGACAUGAUGAUAUUUCUAAAGCUAUUAUUAAGUAGCGGGUUAAUGUUCAUCGCUGAAACAGCUUUUAUUCAUAAUGAAUCAUCCUUAUGCUAUGAUCCAUCAAAAUAUAUAAAACCAAACCAUUACGAUAUCAAGUUUAUAUCAUGUAUUGAAGAAAACAUUUUCUAUGGAGAAUACAAUAUCAGCAUAAGCAUUCUUAACAAAACACAAAAUAUAUUGUUCAACAACGUAUAUUUAAAAAAUAUAUAUUUUAACAAUAUAGUUUUAAUUGAAAAUUUAGAAAAAUAUCAUGAGAAUGCUAAAUAUACAGUUUAUAAACCGACAUAUGAUAUUGAAGAAGACAUAAUUGAUGUUUCUUUUAAAGAUGAAUUAUUACCAGGAAAUUACAUUUUAAAUAUUGAAUAUAAUGGUUAUACUGAUAAAGUCUUUAGAAUUUUCGACAUGAAAGAAAAAAUGGCUUUGGUAGCUGCUACUCAUUUCCAUAUAAUAGGCGAUCGACAAUUGUCUUCAUGUUGGAGUCAACAAAAUUUAUUGUUAGAAGCAACUUUUAACAUAUCUAUAGGAUGUAAUCAAUGCACGGCUUUGUCAAAUAUGCCAUUGCGAAAUACGGAAGAAAAUAAGUACAAUAUGUUAUGGACACACUUUGAUACCACACCUGCAAUGUCGCCGUAUCUUGCAACAAUAAUUGUGUCCAAUUACUUAUCACGUGUUGAUAAUAAUACUAAACAUAUUCAAAUGUGGUGCAGAAACGAAACUGUAUUUCACAUGGAAUUUGCAAAAAAUGUAGCUGAAAAUAUCACGUUGUUCUAUAAAAAUAAAUGGAAACAACAUUCGAACAAUAUUUCGAAUGUGACUCAUGUUGCAAUACCAAAUUUCCCUGAUAAUGACAUAACAGUUUUGGGACUUGUUUUUUAUAACGAAAUGGAUAUCGUUUACGAUAAAAAUUUAUAUCCUGUUGCUCACAAAAUCGAAGUAGCUCAAUUAGUAGGACAUAAAGUGACGCAGCAAUGGUUUUAUAAUCUGAACAAUCCAUUUAAAUUGGCUUGGUUUAAUAAAGCUCUUACUACAUUGCUUGCAACGUAUGCUGUCAAUGAGAUUUAUCCUGAUAAUCAAAUAAUAAAUUUAUUUGUUGUUCAAAAUCAACAUACUUCUUUUUAUUUGGAUGAUUAUGAUAUGUGGAAUUCUACUUCACAAGAUGACAGUUUAUUGAAAAUUCGCGAAUCCAUCAGAGCACCCUUUAUACUGCGCAUGAUGCAAUACGCCGUCACCGAAGUAAUAUUUUGGAAUAGCAUUCGAUCAUAUGUAAACAGGACCCAGUUUGAUCGUCAAAAUUUUAUGACUUUCUUCAAAGAAGUUGUUGCUGAUGCAAAAAAGCAAAAUAUAUCAUAUAUUAGUAAUAUAACAUUAGAAACAAUGAAAUAUUGGACUUUGGAAGAGCAUUGUCCUCUCAUCAAAGUAAUACGAAGUUAUAAUGAGUCUUGGAGCAAAAUGCAUAUAUCGAUACAAAAUUCCGACAUAUUAAGAAUUUAUUGCAUGCCUGUAACUUUUACUACUCAGACGUAUCCCAAUUUUACAAGUUUUACUCACUAUCCGUUAUGCAAAGCAAUAGAUUUAAAUUAUACAUACUCACAUAAAGAAGAAGGUUGGAUAAUAUUCAAUUUACAACAAAUUGGAUAUUAUCGCGUUAACUAUGAUGAUGAGAAUUGGCAAAGAAUUUCAAAUUAUCUAAACUCUGAUAAUUUUACGAAAAUUCAUGUUCUUAAUCGUGCCCAAAUUAUCGAUGAUGCAUUUCAUUUAGUGAUAGCAGGCCAACUCAACGCCAAUAUAUUCUGGAAUAUCACAUCGUAUUUGGAUAAAGAAGAAGAUUAUAUAGCAUGGUAUCCUAUGUUUAAAGCUCUGGAAUACAUGUUUAAUACUUUUCCUGCUGCUAUGCUGGAAGAAAGCAAUUGGACUUAUAUGAAAAGAAUAGGAGUCAUGUUAAAUAAGAUACUUAUAAAAAUCAAAUAUGAAGAAAUUGAUGAUUCAGACGAACUUAUAACAUGUUUACGACAAGAAGCUGCAAGAUGGGCAUGUUUUUUCGGUGACAUUAAUUGUACGGAAAAAGCGAAAAAUAAAUUAGAACAAUAUCUCGAAGAUCCUAUAAAACACGGACUUUUGCCAUGGUGGAGGGAAUGGACAUAUUGUAGAGGUUUAAUGAAAACUAUGAUAAAUGACGUUACUACUAGGACAUCAGUGUAUACCAUAGGAUUCGAAACAAAUGACAAAAUGUUAAUAUAAUUGCAGCAUUAAUUAUUAUGAUUAAUAAUGUAUAUUCCGAAAAUCUAGUUGAGUCAAUAGAAAGACACUCUGAAAGUAUUGUAGAAGCUAACAUAAUUGAAGUGAAUACAGAAAAUCAAUUUAGAAGACAUCGAAUAAAGGAGAUGAGUUACCGUGUGAUAGAUAAAGAUGACUUAUAUUCUUAUAUUAUAAUCAAGAUUGAAAUUAUUCGCAAAAAACAAAUCGAAAAGCAGAGACAAUAAUUUGCAAGAUUUUUCUUCUAAUCGGUGGAUGUAAAAAAUUUGCAGUUUUGCUUACAUGGAAGUACUUUAUAUGAAUAAUUGUUUUAUAUUGCA